This is a messenger RNA of Penicillium argentinense, 1338 nucleotides long. RefSeq lists its product as uncharacterized. The transcript has 3 exons. The coding region runs from base 1 to 1338 and encodes 445 amino acids. NCBI's taxonomy places the organism in Eukaryota, Fungi, Ascomycota, Eurotiomycetes, Eurotiales, Aspergillaceae. The record is from RefSeq and is a predicted model, not a curated record.
AUGUCCAAAUCCAGCACAGCUGAUAAAGACACGCCGAGUCCCGCAGAGUCAAAAGCGCUCUCCCGCGCCAGCUCAACAAGUGCCGUGUCUACUUGGCCGCCACCUCUAGGCCCUGCAGAUCUCUACCAGCCGAUGGAAGAUACGAUUAUUCCUCUCUGGUUCAAUGCCUAUCUGUACCUACCCCAAGAUCCGUCCGUUCGAAGUGGCUUUAUGGAAGUUCUUCCGGGAAUGUACUCCAACGCUCCCCCGGGAUCUCAUCUUCAUCUCAGCACUUUGGCUGUUGGGUUCUUCACUAUUGCUGCUUGGACAGGACAGGGGCCUUUGCUGCGGGAAUCAGAGCGAUGUUUCUUGAGGGCAUUGCCUAAGGUCAGGGAGGCUUUGCAAUCACCCAAAGAUGCCGAUGUUGACACUAUGCUUGUGUCCAUCCUUCUGCUCUCAACAUACGAAGAACUGGCAGCGACUAAAGACUCAGAACACCCCGUUCGAACCCAUCUCCGCGGAGCCAUCGCGCUCAUCAACGAGAAACGAUCAAAACCUACAAUCACAGAGCAGGCUCCAUCCCAACAAAUCUCACACGCAAUCGAAGCCCAAAUAAUCAAAAAUUCCCGGACGUUGGUGAACCCUAUGGUCCCAACGCCCAAAAUCUGGCCCCUCCCACACGCCCGAAGCCCCUCACCAAAAGUAAUACUCUCCUCGGUAGCCUCACAAAUCGUGCACCUCCGACAAACCUGGGAAUUCCUCCAAACCCAGGCAUUCCCCAAAAACGAAACCCAAAUCAAGAAUCUCCUCAAAAAAGCCAACGAAAUUGACAUAAACCUCGUCUCCUGGUCCCACUGGCUCCCAGAGCACUGGCGUCCCAUCCCAGCGACCAUAAUACCCCCUUCCGUCCGAGAAGCAGGAAUGUACCGCAACCGCUGCGACGCCUACACCGACAUGUGGAUCGCACUAACCUGGAAUACCUUCCGCGACUGCAGAAUUCUGGUGCAGAGGAUAAUGCUCAGUUGUCUUCGGAUGAAGCCGUCUUUUGAUCCGGACGGAACACGAGAUGCGGCGAUCUCGAUGACACUUCGCAAGCUUGCGGAUGAUGUUUGCGCUUCCGUGCCUUAUUUUCUUGGGGAUCAGGUUGAAUCGGUUAGGAUGAAGUCUGGUCUUGUUAGGUAUCCGUGGGCGGAGACGAGGCCUGUUACGCAGACGAUGUCGGCGCCGCUUAUGGGGCCGUGGCAUGUUUUGCCGUUCUUGAAGAAUUUGUUUUUCUCGGGGUUGGGGUUGCCUCCUGAGCAGGUUUCUUGGAUUGGGGGGCAAAUUAAUCGGGUUUUGGUUAUUUACUUUCAACGGUGA